AUGUCUGGGGAUUACAAUCUUCGUCCUCCCCAUUCGCCAGCUGGCGCACCGACCGGUCUCCACCGCAGCAGCUCCCCUGCCGCUGGAGCGCAGCGCUACUCGCCGGCUAGCAAGCCGACUGCUCAUCAGCAGUCGCAUCCGCAGCAGCACCAUCAUCAUCAUCAGCAACCUCAAAAGAGCCCGCUGCUGUCCCAGCAAGCGCUGCACUCGGCUGGCAUUCGCCCCAGCUCCGAGAUGCUAGGUAUGGCAGCGGCCCUGCAACAGCAGGGCAACACCGCCGAAUCCGAUGCUAUUGACAAGUGGUUCGAGGAUCUGCGUCACUAUGAAGCCACACUUGAGGAGAUGGCUGCUGCCUCUCUCGACCAGAACUUUAAAGAGGAGCUUUCUGCCAUUGAGCAGUGGUUCCGCGUUCUCUCCGAGGCUGAGCGCACAGCCGCUCUCUACUCGCUCCUCCAGGAGUCCACCCAGGUGCAGAUUCGCUUCUUCAUUACUGUUUUGCAGCAGAUGGCUCGUUCAGACCCUAUGAGCGCUCUGCUGAGUCCCAGCCAUCCUAACAACAUGGCCGACCAGAUGGAAGCAAAGCUAGCUUCCCUAGGGCUCAAAUCGCCCUCCGCCAUGAAAGCGCCUGCUUCGCCUGGCGGUCGCAACCUUCGCCAGUCGUCUGACGCGGCUGGCUUCCUCUCCCCUAAUCUUGCCAGCAUGUACGGCAACCCUCCAGGCAGCGCUGGCGUAGGCGGCGAUGCUGCCUCGAUGCUAGCUGCGCAGCGCGCCAAGCUCAAGUCGAAUCGCAUCUCCGCUCCGGGUCAGCUGCCUAGCGAUGCAAGCGGCCGCAACUUUAGCGGCGGCAGCCUUGACCAGGUCGCGGAAGGACAAGACGCCAGUGGGAACGCGGCAUUGCGACCCAAGAGCACUGAUGGUCUCAGCCAGGCCACAAAGAGCCCUCGUGCCAAUGGUCCUCUUGAUGAUCAACUCAGUCCCAUUCAAAGUGGCAGCUGGGCUAGCAUGGUCAACACGCCCCUCAUGCCCAUGUUUGAUGAGAAAGCCCAAAAAGGUCAAGGUGCGUCCAACGUCGAUUUGGAUGCCGCCACUGCUCAGCUCGCCUCGGUCGCCGGCGGCAACAAUGCGUCUCGCGUCAUGCUCGACCCAGACGUGGCCAAGUUCCGUCGUAAGAGCCAGCAAGGCGCGCCUGGCUCGGCAUCUCAGAACACCAAUGGGCAAAAUGGCAUUCACGGCGUGCUGUCCGGCAUGUAUGAUGCUGGGCACAGCCCAGGCGCCAGUCCCAAUUUGCCUGCAUCUGCCACUUCUCCAGGCCCUUGGAAUGCCACUCAGAACGACUUCCUACGCCAUGCCAUGGCCAAUGUCUCCCCCGCCGCUUCUCAGGGAGGCUUUAACAUGGCCAUGAGUCCCAACGCGCUCGCUGGACUUCAGAGUCCAAGCGGAGGUCUGGGCAACCCAGUGAACAUGCAAAUGAUGAACGCAAUGGCUGCCAUGGGUGGCCUAAGCAACAUGAGUGCCGCACAAUUCUUGGCCAUGCAGCAAUCGAUCUUGCAAGCUCAGACUCAGGCCGCUGCUGCAGCUGCCGGAUCCGCUUUCAGGCAGCCAGCUAGCGGACGCGGCAACUCUGCGUUCAGUGCUGGUCUCUCGCCUCCUGCCUCGAUGGCCAACUCGGGUCGCAGAUCACCUGGAACAGCACGCACGCCAAACACUGCUCGUAGCGGGGCCCCUAGCAGUGCUGGUCCUGGCGGCGAGGAAGAGGUGGCACCCUUGUCAGUUCUGGAAGAUGUGCCAGCCUGGCUUCGAUACCUUCGUCUUCACAAGUACACGCCAAACUUUGAAAAGAGCAACUGGAAAGAAAUGGUGCAGAUGGAUGACAAGGCUUUGGAAGAGAAGGGCGUGGCUGCUCUAGGAGCUCGCAGAAAGAUGCUCAAGACUUUCGAACUGGUCAGGGAGAAGCAUGGCAUUCCUCAUCCGCCUGGUCAUGUGCCUUCGUCUGCCGCGGCUACCACUACUGCCACUCCCAACGCGUCAUCGGAAGAGGCUCCUGCCCCGCCAGCAAAAGACACAGACGGCGCUUAG
This is a messenger RNA of Ceraceosorus guamensis, 2076 nucleotides long. RefSeq lists its product as hypothetical. The transcript is spliced from 3 exons. The record is from RefSeq and is a predicted model, not a curated record. Gene Ontology annotation, cellular component: P-body. The coding region runs from base 1 to 2076 and encodes 691 amino acids. Lineage: Eukaryota; Fungi; Basidiomycota; Exobasidiomycetes; Ceraceosorales; Ceraceosoraceae. Gene Ontology annotation, molecular function: protein binding; mRNA binding; translation repressor activity. Gene Ontology annotation, biological process: nuclear-transcribed mRNA poly(A) tail shortening; regulation of mRNA stability.